AUGCCGGGGGGCCGAGAAGCGACGCUGGUCACGGAGCUCGUGUCGAUCGCCGUCAGCAUGGUGGGCGCGGUGGUGUGCGUUUACUUCGCGGCGUCGAUGCUGGACCCCAACAAGGAGGAUCGAAAGAGGAAAGAGAAGUACGUCGAGGCGCUGAAGAAACGUCUUGGGAGAAAAAUUAAUCUCACCUCCAUGGAAAUAAUGCUGACCGACCUUGUGCUGAACCCCAGAGAGAUUGAUGUCACAGAGAAUGAUAUCAAGGGGCAAGAGGCUCUGUUGGAGGAUCUGCGCUUGAAGGUUGUCUACCCCUUGCUGUUGACGGACAUUUACAAGACAGCAUUGUUGAGGCAAGCCAAGGGACUUCUGUUGUAUGGGCCUCCCGGUACAGGGAAGACUAUGAUUGCUAAGGCAUUGGCACAGUCGUCUGGGUGCUUUUUCAUCAAUGUUACAGCAAGCUCCAUACUCAGCAAAUGGUACGGAGAUGCGCAGAAGUAUGUGAAGGCCACAUGGUCGCUCGCUGAGAAGCUGCAGCCCUGCAUAAUUUUCAUUGAUGAAGUUGAUUCGUUCUUGGGGAAACGUGGCUCACAGACAGAGCAUGAGGCUACGCUGUCUGUCAAGACGGAGUUCAUGCAGUGCUGGGAGGGAAUGGAGACACAAAAGGGGCAGAGGAUAUUGGUGAUGGGUGCCACCAAUAGGCCAGACUCUCUGGACCCUGCAGUGUUGAGGCGGUUCAGCUUGAAAUAUGAGAUUGGGCUUCCAGACGAGAGGCAGCGUGCAGCAAUCGUGAGGGGGUACAUCGAAAAGCAUAUGCAGGAGGCGACUGCUGUGACGGGCAGCAUGUCAUCGCCACUGCUCGAUAGCAGGGUUGUGCGCGAGGGGACGUCAGCGAUUGGCUGGAUCGCAAGGAGGACGAAGUGCUUCAGCGGAAGCGAUCUUCACGAACUGUGUGCUCAGGCUGCCCAGCGGCCCGUGCAGGAAGCCAUCAAGUAA
Messenger RNA from Ostreobium quekettii, 987 nucleotides. The record is from the annotation of a GenBank genome assembly. NCBI's taxonomy places the organism in Eukaryota, Viridiplantae, Chlorophyta, Ulvophyceae, Bryopsidales, Ostreobiaceae.